CUCAGACCACCCCAGAUCUGCCCCCAGACCAUGCAGCAGCCCGGGAGGGCCACGGCCCGCUGCCCCCAGCGCCAGCAGCUGGACCUGGAGCAGGCGGAGGCCCGGCGGGCGGAGGCCAGGCUGGGGCAGAGGCUGCGAGCACUGGAGACGGCCCGUCUGGUGCACGCACAGCUGCGGGCCUGGGAGCAGAGGCAGGUGCGCCGUGAGCUGGGGAGGCUGCAAGGUACCCUUGCCGCCCCCAGAGCCCCGGCGUGCCCCCGAGAAGCACCAGCGCUGGAGCCGGACCCCCAGGAGCAGACGGCGGCCCCUGACAGCACAGCCGAGAAGCCACCCACCCCAGGGACGGAGGCCAGUGGGACCCCCGAGUCGUGUGACGGCCCGGACCCAGGCCCCGGCGGGGAGGGCGACGCCCGCCUGGACCCUGAGCUGCUGGCCAGGGCGGGCAGGGCCCACUACAUCCGCCACCGGGCGCCCCCCGAGUGGGAACGACCACUCAGCAUCCGAGAGGUCUUCGGGCACCAGGAGGGAGCGGGUGGCGAGGGGCGGGGCCCGGCUGGGAGCCCCCAGCCCCAGUGA
Sorex fumeus (smoky shrew) is the source of this 576-nucleotide messenger RNA. It is a transcript of the gene CCDC190, whose product is annotated as coiled-coil domain containing 190. Lineage: Eukaryota; Metazoa; Chordata; Mammalia; Eulipotyphla; Soricidae. Bases 31 to 576 code for a protein of 181 amino acids. The record is from RefSeq and is a predicted model, not a curated record. The transcript has 2 exons.